Messenger RNA from Zootoca vivipara (common lizard), 4340 nucleotides. RefSeq names its product ependymin related 1 (gene EPDR1). NCBI's taxonomy places the organism in Eukaryota, Metazoa, Chordata, Lepidosauria, Squamata, Lacertidae. Gene Ontology annotation, biological process: cell-matrix adhesion. Gene Ontology annotation, cellular component: extracellular region; lysosome. The record is from RefSeq and is a predicted model, not a curated record. Gene Ontology annotation, molecular function: calcium ion binding.
CCGAGGAAGGAGAGUGGAAAGGGCUCUGUCUUCUUCCCUGGCGCAGAGGAAGCAGAGAGCUUGUUGGGUAAAGAGACGGUGCCCGUCUGGGCUGCCGCGGGCUCCCUCUGCAGUUCCCGUUCCUCGGCUGGUUGCAGCAGCAGGCUCGCUCCCCAGCCUCUCUCGCAGGCCGAGCCGACCCGCCGGGACCGCCGUCCGAAGGGGCACUUGGAGACCUCCCUGGCUGGCAUAGCGGCCCGGCGCCCUUGCAGAAGAGCGCGGCCAGGGACAUCAUGGUCCCGCUGGGCGCCUUCCCGGGGAAGCUGCUGCUGCUGGCGCUGCUGCUGCUCGGCGGCGCCUUAAGCUUGGCUGGCGGGGCCCCGACGGCCGCGAGCGCGCCGCCGCCGGCCGUGCCUUGCCAGGCCCCGCUGCAGUGGGAAGGGCGCACGGUGGUGUACGACCACAGCAGCGGCAGGAACACCCGGGCGGCCGUGUCCUACGACGGCCAGAACCAGCGCCUGCGGAUCCUGGAGGAGAGGAAGGGGCUCAUCCCUUGCAAGAAAUUUUUUGAAUAUAUCUACCUCUAUAAAGACUCGGUGAUGUUUCAGAUUGAGCAAGUGACAAAGCUGUGUUCCAAGAUUGCCUUGACUGAGCCGUGGGAUCCUUACGAUAUUCCCGACAACUCAACCUACGAAGAUCAGAACUACAUUGGAGGACCCGGGGACCAAAUUAUGGUACAGGAAUGGUCUGACAGAAAGCCAGCUAGGAAAUCUGAAACCUGGGUUGGCGUUUAUACAGUCAAAGACUGUUACCCAGUGCAGGAGACCUACACCAGGAACUACAGCGUAACAACCUCCACCCGAUUCUUUGACCUAAAGCUUGGGAUAAGUGAUCCAUCUGUAUUCACGCCUCCCAGCACCUGCCAGACAGCACAACCAAACAAGAUGAGCGAGGAAUGCUGAUCAUGGAGAUCGGCUGUUACAUGCAAACAUAUGUAAUAUAAUCAUUAACCCUCAGCUGCUGAUGUCUUGACAUGGUUGUUGCACUGGGCUUUGGGAAUGAGAUCUCUCGUUGACUAGAAAAAGUGAGAGAAGCCGUCUCUCCACCAGAGUCUCGUUCUAAUAUUGUCCUCAUAUUCUAUACACUUAAUCAGUGAAGCAUUUCUUUUAGCCGCUCCAUUUUUGUUGGAAGAACCCGUUGCUUAUAUUUCCCAAGAGACACAUUGUGCUUUUAAAGCAGAUUAAAAGAUCACGUGCAUUUGCUCGUUUGGGGGAAAUGACCAGACUGUAAGACAUGUAGUAGGGAAGGCAUUUCCAUAACAUGCCACCAUUAACCGAUUAUGUAGAAAGAUUUCCUUAACAUCUUGGAAGUUGUCACAGUGGAUGAAUUUGCUUUUGGAGGGGGAAAAAUCAAGCAUAACUAUUCAUAUAAUAAGUGACUGGUGUGAUGCUAGGAAUACUACCUCUUCUACUUCUUCUUCUUCUACUACUACUUCUACUUACUACUGCUUUCAUGGGAUCUGAUGGGAUUUCCUUCUCUUUUAUGCACCCCGUAUUAAAUAUGCUUUGUUAAAGCAAUGUUCCUUUGAAUUUACGCAAAAAAGGAUUGCUAUACUUGUUUAACAAUCUCUCAAUGAAAACCUAUAGAGCUGGUGUCUUGUCAGAAAUAUAUAUUUGGCAACAUUAGAUAUAUUUAGGAUUCAAAUGCACUGCACCCAAUGAAUAUAUAUAUAUAUAUAUAUAUAUAUAUAUAUAUAUAUAUACACACACACACACACACACACACACACACACACACAGUAUAGUAUUUUUUUGUAAUUAUUAGUAGUUAACCUCUGCCAACAAACUUCAACUGUUUAACAGCCCCUUGCACUGAAGACUGCUGCUAUUCAUUAGCUUUGUUUUAUUUUUAGGAUUGUUUUAAUUUUGUGGGCAUUUAUUUGUAAGUCAUGUGUGAGUUUGGUUUUUGUCAGAGGAAGUAUGGUGCAAAUAAGUCAGUGGGGGCCGCUCUUGGAAUUGCAGGGGCCUCUGUGUGCUCGGCAGUCAACCUGCAGAGUUCUGGACUAAGCUAAGCAUUGGUAUUAUUUUAGACGUCUCAUUGAAAUUGGGGGUCAUUUACCCUUAUUGGCUAGGAAAAGGAGACCAUCUUUUGUCAAGAAAGCAGGAAGGUCCUGCUUCUUUAGUACAUAGAAGAACUACACACCCAUCAGUGGUGACGUAGAUCUUCUGUAACUGUUCCCUCUGUAAUGUUCAGUGAUUGGGCAAGGCCUGCUGUGCCUUCCUCCCAUUCUCCGCCAUACCUGCCAAGUUGCUGUCAGAUAAAUAAGGGACCGGGCCAGAAAUAGCAGACCGGAAGUAGCGCUGCCGCCAUUUUGGAACUGGACGGAGCAUGCUCAGAAGUGACUUUUGAUGCUGCUUUGCCCAGUUCCAAAAUGGCCACCGCGCCAGAAUAAACCGGGGGAAAACAAAAAAAAUCCGUUUUUUCAGCUAGGAACAGCUGGGAAAACGGGGAUUUCCCGGGGAAAACAGGAGACUUGGCAGCUAUGGUCUCCGCAUGUUCAAUGGAAGCAUGAAGGAAAUUCAAUGCAUACACAUAGCACCCAUCAUUCCUUUUGCUCAACACAUCAAGGUUGGAAAUGGGGCUUCGGGUGCAACCCUGGACCCUAGUCACGCCCUGACUGAAGUCGUGGAAGGGGAGGAGAGAACAGGGUCCGUUUCUUGCAUCAGACAGGGUCAAAGCGAGAGUGCUUAUCAGUGCCUUUAAAUAUAUGUGUACUUCCAUAUAACGACAUUGCACUUUAUGGAGUAACAAAGACGGGUCCUCAGCCCGAGCAGUUAGCAAUCUAAAAUUUGAAAUGGGGGGGGAGGGGGGAUAAAGAUGGCGGGUGAGUUUAAUAGGGAGUGUACGCUUACUCUGGUCACACACACUUGGCUUUGCCAUCACAGGUGUUUUUGAAGAAAGAUUUGUAGAAAGAGAAAAGCACAGAUAAGUGUUCUAGGAGGGAGGUUUAGCUGUGAGAAGCAGCAAGGAGAAAGGGCAGCGUUAUCUGAGAUGGCAGGAAACCUCCAGGCAACAGAGAACAGCGACACUGCUGGCUUCUAUGGUAAGGAAAGGGACCUUUUGCUGGAUCCAUGAGAAUUUCAGGAAGGCUUUUCCAUGGUCUGAAGGUGAAAAGAGACGGGUGGUUUUGGUGGCAGAAUUCUGGGUGGAGGUGAGAAGGCCAAGGUGUGGUACUAGAAAGUCGGAUAGGAGGUGACAGUAGAAAAGGAGGGAGAUAAAACAAGGGCGAGGAACUGCCAAUCUGCAGUAUGGGGCUUCUGUUUCUGGCUUGUGAAAAGCCUUCUAUUGGGGGCCACACAUACCCACCCACCCUGCCAAUUAGGUUUGUAAAAUGCCAUCUGUUGGCGUUUGCCUCUCCUGCCUACUUGCCCAAAAGCAUACGUGCCAAAUUCCUCUCUGAAAAAUAAGGGACCGGACCGGAAGUAGCACUGCCGCCAUUUUGGAACUGGGCGGAGCAUGCUCAGAAGCGACUUUUGAUGCUGCUCUGCCCAGUUCCAAAAUGGCCGCCGCACCAGAAGUCGCGCUGCAGCCAUUUUGGAACUGGGCAGAGCAUCAUCAAAAGUCGCUUCUGAGCAUGCUCCGCCCAGUUCCAAAAUGGCUGCCGCGCCAGAAUAACCCGGGGGAAAACAAAAAAAAUCUGUUUUUUCGGCUGGGGACAGCAGGAAAAACGGGGGUUUCCCGGGGAAUACGCGAGACUUGGCAGCUAUGCCCAAAAGGCUGUCCUGCCGCAAUUUGAUAGUGGUUGGUGGCAGGGGGAAGCCUUCAGUAGAAGCCUGUUUUGCAAGGAGGUGUUACAGAGGUGGAGAGGAUCUUCCUGGAAAUUGCAGUAGAAGAGGCUGGGGAUGUUGGGAGGGGGAGACCAGAACAUACUGGAGCGCAUCAGGUUGGCAUCGGCUGUAAUGCAGAAAUAGUUUUACAAGUUAGUGGCCUGCCCUAAACAACUUAAGCAGCACAGCAAAUAUAAUAAUAAUCUGCCAAGAGUUAUUGACACAUAUAUUCAGGUCGUAUUUGUUGAAAGCAGAUGGGUAAUAAACAUACUCAAAUGUUCAUCAUUUCUCAGAUGUUACUAAUAAUAAUUUCCUCAUACAUGACCCCAAUGUGUUAAUGUUAAUGUUUAUUUUUAUUGUCGUUGUUUGUAUUUAACCUAUGUGGCCAAUGUAUUUUGGAACCGCCUUGUGUGUAGCACUAUAGAAAGGGGAUAUACAAAUUAAAAGUGAAAUUCAAUUAAAUGAACAAAUAGCACAUUCUGUCGAGACAGAAAACAUUAAAGUUGCAAAAUGUAUUAAGAAUCUUGAUUAAAA